GGCGCAGCCCCAACGCGUGCACCAAAGGGUGCAGGGCAUCCCGGCGGCGGAGACUGGAGGCCGCGAGGCUGCUGGUGUGGGAGCCGGUCGAGGGGCUUCGGGGAGCAAACGGCGGCAGCCUCCAGGCCUGGAGCGCGGGUCCCUGCGCGGCGCCGCGUUACGCCGAGCUCACCAGCCCAGCGCUCCGCGGCCGAGCCCCAGCCUGGUUGGUUAAGGGUGUGCCUUUGCUGAACCAGGCUCACAGUGAAAUACCACCACCCCCGCCUCGGCUUUUGAAGGUCUCUGGGCAACAAGCCACAGCCCCCGGCAGGAAGAGGAAGCGGAUCCUCCUACCACGUGUCCACAAUGUUGGCCGCCCGCCUCUCCAGACCUCUGUCCCGGCUCCCAGGGAGAGCCCUGAGUGUCUCCCACAGACAGGAUGGAGCGAGGCACACUCUGCUGUCUUGCUCUGCUUCCUUCCCCCUAGUUGGCCGUCGGACAUACGCCAGCAACGUGGACCCGGCUGGCAGCAAAGCUGUCCUGGUCACGGGCUGUGACUCUGGAUUCGGGUUCUCCUUGGCCAAGCAUCUGCACUCCAAAGGCUUCCUUGUGUUUGCAGGCUGCUUGCUGAAGGACAAGGGGGAUGCUGGGGCCAAGGAGCUGGACAGCUUGAACAGCGACCGCCUGCGGACCGUCCAGCUCAAUGUCUGCAGCAGUGAGGAGGUGGAGAAAGCGGUGGAGGUCGUGCGCGCCGGCCUGAAGGACCCUGAGAAAGGCGUGUGGGGCCUGGUGAACAAUGCGGGCAUCUCGACGUUUGGGGAGGUGGAGUUCACCAGCAUGGAGACCUACAAGGAGGUGGCUGAAGUGAACCUCUGGGGCACGGUGCGAGUGACAAAGUCCUUCCUCCCGCUUGUCCGCAGGGCCAAAGGCCGCGUGGUCAACAUCAGCAGCAUGCUGGGCCGCAUGGCCAACCCGGCCCGCUCCCCGUACUGCAUCACCAAGUUCGGGGUGGAGGCCUUCUCCGACUGCCUGCGCUACGAGAUGCACCCGCUGGGCGUGAAGGUGAGCGUGGUGGAGCCGGGCAACUUCAUCGCCGCCACCAGCCUGUACAGCCCCGAGCGCAUCCAGGCCAUCGCCCGGAAGAUGUGGGACGAGCUGCCCGAGGUCGUGCGCCAGGACUACGGCAGGAAGUACUUCGACGAGAAGAUCGCCAAGAUGGAGACCUACUGCAACAGCGGCUCCACGGACACCACGCCCGUCAUCGACGCCGUCACGCACGCGCUGACCGCCGCCACGCCACACACCCGCUACCACCCCAUGGACUACUACUGGUGGCUGCGGAUGCAGGUCAUGACGCACCUGCCUGGGGCCAUCUCCGACAGGAUCUACAUACACUGAAGAGCUGAGCGCUGUUGGGGAGGGAGGGAGGGCGAGAGGAGCUCCCACGGCCACCGAUACCCAAACUCCCAGGAGGCCCGUUCCCGGGUUAGCAUUCAGCAGAGGGCGUGCCCCGCCUGUCUUGUUCACACAGUGAGUGGCUCAGGCCUUCACACACCCGGUGCCCCUUGGCAGGCAGGCAGGGCCCCCGCCACCCUUGGUGCAUUUGUCUAUCUGGAGUUGAUUUUCUACCGAUUUGGGGGAAACCUCUUUAUAUUAAAAGCAGAUUUACUAUAGAAUAUCAUCCAAAUUCCUUCACAUCUGGGAUGCCAAAGCAGCCAUUAAAAAAAAAAGGACCUCAUUUGACCCAUAAGACAGCCUCAUGGUACAACUCUGGUUUUCUCUUGUUCAUGGAGAAGUCAGAGCUCAGAGAAGAUCCACGAAAUAAGCCUUUUGUGGUUCAUCGGUGGCCCAGGUCACGGGCCUGCCCUGCCGCGGCUGUGGAAACAGCUGGUGCUUUGCAUGCCAGGGCUGCCUUUGGCUCCACUCACCUGAGAACCCUCUGACUGCGCCCUCCCCUGGGCCCCGUACACCAGUGCCUGCGUGUGCUCCUCUGCCCACCCACGGCGCUGUGGAGAGGGCGUGGCGCUGUUCUGGAGACUCCCAUUUGAAAGUCUCCAAGCUGCGUUAGGGCCUGGGCUACACGUGUGUGAGGUGCUCUCCGGCUAGGAGGGCCUGCUGGGCGCUGCCUGGGGGUCCUGGGACGGGUGUUGAUGGGGCGUCCUUGGCGGGAGCAGCGGCGCCAAGGCAGGCCUGUGGCACCCUGUCCCUGCGUUCUCUGCCUGUCUCACGUGGCGCUCACACUGACACGCACACCUGCUGCGUGGGGCUUCAGCGUGGCCUUCACCGAGGCUCACCUUCCUGCUCUGGCCUUACUUUGUUUUUAUUUAUUUAUACUUCAUUUUAUGUAUACAAAAUGUAGAGAGAGAGAAAGAGAGAGAGAUCUUUCCUCUGCUGGUUCAUUCCCCAAAUGCCCACAACAGCCAGGGAUGGGCCAGGCCAAAGCCAGGAGCCUGGGAUGCAGUCAGGGUCUCCCAUGUGGAUGGCAGGGACCCAUGUACUUGAACCUGCUGCCUCCCAAGUUGUGCAUUAGCAGGAAGCUGGAAUAGUCCAUGGAAUCAGAACUGAAACCCAGGCACUCUGAUACGGGUGCAGGAGUCCCAAGCUGGGUCAUCACUGCACCAAAUGUCCGCCGCUGUAUUUUUAAUUGAGUCCAGGCAGAGCCGGUGUUGUCACUUCCCAGGAUUGAAUGGCCAAGGAGCUGGAUGUUUAGACCCAAGCCAGACACCACCACCCUCCAGGAAGCUGCCCGCCUAGGCCAUGGCACGGAGCGCCAGCAUUGCAAACUUACCUAGCAUCUCCACCUCCCUUUGGAAGCACUAAAUCUGCCACUAGGGGGCGUGCCACUCCCUCUGUAGCGGGACCCAAGAACUUCCACCCAAGCCCAGGGUCUCUCAAAGGGUGCAACCCCCCCCCCCCACCUCCCCAGGAAACUGCCUGAGAGCAAAAGCGAGGCCCCCUUACAGACAGCAUCCCUGCUAUUCCAGCAGCUGCCUGGCUUGAGCCUGGAGCCCAGUGCCAGGAGAUGGCAGAAGACUUCGGGCAGCUGGCACAGGCCCUGAGGCUCGGGCGUGCCAAGGGAAGGGGGGUCUCACAAUGAACAAAUUCAGCUUUGCCUUGGUGCCUUUGUCCCCUCUGCCCUGCAACAGGGAUGCCCUGUCCCACUUCCUGUCUGCAGGGUGAGCCCAGGAGGGCCUGGGGGAAGGGAGACAGGCAGGGCUGAAAGCCUGCGCGGCCCAGGGAGGUGUUGACAUAACUGGAAGAUGCUUCUCCGCCACAGAACUGGCCUCUAGCAGGAGCCUUUCAGAAUCCCAUUUCUACGUCUUGGGAGAAUUUGUUCUCAUGGUGAACUUUAUUAAAGGAAAUGGACGUGA
Molecule: messenger RNA, 3350 nt
Organism: Lepus europaeus (European hare)
Lineage: Eukaryota; Metazoa; Chordata; Mammalia; Lagomorpha; Leporidae
Gene: BDH1
Product: 3-hydroxybutyrate dehydrogenase 1
Exons: 8
Coding region: 346-1377 (343 amino acids)
Molecular function (GO): oxidoreductase activity
Source: RefSeq, a predicted model, not a curated record